Molecule: messenger RNA, 5275 nt
Organism: Caenorhabditis elegans
Lineage: Eukaryota; Metazoa; Nematoda; Chromadorea; Rhabditida; Rhabditidae
Gene: gtl-1
Product: TRPM SLOG domain-containing protein
Exons: 32
Coding region: 71-5155 (1694 amino acids)
Cellular component (GO): membrane
Source: RefSeq, marked reviewed
AAAAACUUCUGGGAAAAUCAGAAAAUCUAGAUCAUCGAUACCAAAGUUCAGAGCAAAAAGUUUUAAUUGAAUGGACAGAAAACGUGGAAGUAUAGUUCCUGCAAUUCAUAAAGCAGUUGCAGAAAGUCUUCGAGCGAACAGUGUUACUGUAGAAGAAAAUGAGAGUGAAAGAGAGACAGAGACACAGACAAAAAGGAGAAGAAAGAAGCAAAGAAGCACUAGUUCUGACAAAGCCCCCUUGAACUCAGCUCCAAGACAUGUUCAGAAGUUUGAUUGGAAGGAUAUGCUCCAUUUGGCAGACAUAUCUGGAAGAAAACGCGGAAACUCGACAACAAGCCAUUCUGGACACGCAACUAGAGCUGGUUCUUUGAAGGGAAAAAACUGGAUAGAAUGUCGUCUUAAAAUGAGACAAUGUUCAUAUUUUGUCCCAUCGCAACGAUUUUCGGAACGAUGUGGAUGUGGUAAGGAAAGAUCAAAGCAUACAGAAGAAGUAUUGGAAAGAAGUCAGAAUAAAAAUCAUCCAUUAAAUCAUUUAACUCUUCCUGGUAUUCAUGAAGUAGAUACAACGGAUGCAGAUGCAGAUGAUAAUGAGGUAAACUUAACUCCUGGUCGUUGGUCAAUUCAAUCACACACAGAAAUUGUACCAACUGAUGCAUAUGGAAAUAUUGUAUUCGAAGGAACUGCUCACCACGCACAAUAUGCUCGAAUAAGUUUUGAUUCGGAUCCAAGAGAUAUUGUUCAUUUAAUGAUGAAAGUUUGGAAACUUAAACCUCCAAAAUUGAUUAUCACCAUAAACGGCGGACUAACAAAGUUUGAUCUGCAACCGAAAUUGGCACGAACGUUCCGAAAAGGAAUCAUGAAGAUUGCAAAGUCAACUGAUGCAUGGAUUAUUACUUCUGGGUUGGAUGAAGGAGUUGUAAAGCAUUUGGAUUCAGCAUUACAUGACCAUGGAAACCAUACAUCAAAGAAUCACGUGGUAGCUAUUGGAAUAGCUUCGUGGGGAAUGUUGAAACAGAGAAGUCGAUUUGUUGGAAAAGAUUCAACAGUAACAUAUGCAACAAAUGUGUUCAAUAACACAAGAUUGAAAGAACUCAAUGAUAAUCAUUCGUACUUUUUGUUUUCCGACAAUGGAACCGUCAACCGAUAUGGUGCUGAAAUCAUAAUGCGAAAACGAUUGGAAGCAUAUUUAGCUCAAGGCGACAAAAAGAGAAGUGCAAUUCCAUUAGUUUGUGUUGUACUGGAGGGAGGAGCAUUCACUAUCAAAAUGGUUCAUGAUUAUGUAACAACUAUUCCCCGUAUACCCGUAAUUGUUUGUGAUGGAAGUGGUCGAGCAGCAGAUAUUCUGGCUUUUGCUCAUCAAGCUGUGUCACAAAAUGGAUUUUUAUCCGACAAUAUCAGAAAUCAGUUGGUAAACAUUGUUCGAAGAAUAUUUGGAUAUGAUCCGAAAACAGCUCAGAAAUUAAUCAAGCAGAUUGUUGAAUGCUCUACAAACAAGUCUUUGAUGACAAUUUUUCGUUUGGGUGAAUCAUCGAGAGAAGAUUUGGAUCACGUAAUCAUGUCAUGUCUUUUAAAAGGUCAAAACCUAUCACCACCAGAACAACUUCAACUGGCUCUUGCUUGGAACAGAGCUGACAUUGCUAGAACUGAAAUCUUCGCAAAUGGAACUGAAUGGACUACUCAAGACUUGCACAAUGCAAUGAUUGAAGCACUUUCCAAUGAUCGUAUCGAUUUCGUACAUUUACUUCUUGAGAACGGAGUUUCUAUGCAAAAGUUUUUAACUUACGGAAGGCUGGAGCAUCUCUAUAACACUGACAAAGGACCUCAAAAUACUCUGAGAACUAAUCUGUUAGUUGACUCAAAACAUCACAUAAAACUUGUCGAAGUUGGAAGAUUAGUCGAGAACUUGAUGGGAAAUCUAUACAAAUCGAAUUACACAAAGGAAGAAUUCAAAAAUCAAUAUUUUUUGUUCAACAAUAGAAAGCAGUUUGGAAAACGUGUUCACAGUAAUAGUAAUGGAGGAAGGAAUGAUGUCAUUGGACCAUCUGGUGAUGCAGGAAGAGAACGAAUGUCUUCAAUGCAAAUUAGUUUAAUCAAUAAUGCUCGUAAUUCUAUUAUCUCAUUAUUCAAUGGAGGUGGAAGGAAACGGGAGUCAGACGAUGAAGAUGAUUUCUCAAAUCUUGAGGAAGAAGCCAACAUGGAUUUUACUUUCCGUUAUCCAUACAGUGACCUAAUGAUUUGGGCAGUCCUUACAAAGAGACAAAAAAUGGCAAAAUUGAUGUGGACUCAUGGAGAAGAAGGAAUGGCUAAAGCAUUAGUAGCGAGCCGUUUAUACGUAUCACUUGCCAAAACAGCUUCAUUAGCAACUGGAGAAAUUGGAAUGAGCCAGGAUUUUACAGAAUUCAGCGAUGAAUUUUCCGAAUUGGCUGUAGAGGUUCUUGAAUACUGCACCAAACAUGGACGUGAUCAGACACUUCGCCUAUUAACAUGUGAACUCGCAAAUUGGGGAGAUGAGACAUGUCUUUCUCUGGCUGCAAAUAACGGUCAUCGGAAGUUUUUAGCUCAUCCUUGUUGUCAAAUGCUUCUUUCUGAUCUUUGGCAGGGCGGUCUACUCAUGAAAAAUAAUCAAAACUCGAAAGUACUUACGUGCUUAGCAGCUCCACCUCUGAUUUUUCUACUCGGUUUCAAAACAAAGGAACAAUUAAUGCUCCAACCAAAAACAGCAGCUGAACACGACGAAGAAAUGUCUGAUUCUGAAAUGAACAGCGCUGAGGAUACAGACACUUCAUCAGAUAGUUCAAGUGAUUCUGAUGAUUCUGAUGAGGAGGAUGCUAAAUUAAGAGCACAGAGCUUAAGUGCAGAUCAACCUUUGAGUAUUCAUAGGUUAGUCCGCGAUAAGUUGAACUUCUCUGAAAAGAAGAAACCAGACAUGGGUAUCAGUAGAAUUGUGGUUGCACCUCCGAUUGUUACGGGAAGGAAUCGUGCAAGAACUAUGUCUAUCAAAAAAUCGAAAAAGAACGUGAUUAAGCCACCAGCAUGUCUGAAAAUUGAAACAUCAGACGACGAUGAGCAGGAGCAAAAGAAGGCCACGGAAAUGUACAUCAACAGAACAGGAAAACGUGGAUCUGUGGCAGUGGCAAUGAAUCACGAUGAUAUGUAUAUUGAUCCAAGUGAAGAACUUGACACACAAACAAGACAAAAAUCAUCUCGAGAGUUCUCCUCAUCUAGAAAUGUAACUGUUCAAGUUUAUACGCAACGGCCAUUAUCAUGGAAAAAGAAAAUAAUGGAGUUUUACAAGGCUCCGAUCACCACUUAUUGGCUAUGGUUUUUUGCAUUUAUUUGGUUUUUGAUUUUAUUGACUUACAAUUUGCUGGUUAAAACUCAAAGAAUCGCAAGCUGGUCGGAAUGGUAUGUAUUUGCUUAUAUUUUUGUGUGGACUCUGGAAAUAGGUCGGAAAGUUGUAUCAACUAUAAUGAUGGACACCUCAAAACCUGUAUUAAAACAACUUCGAGUGUUCUUCUUUCAAUAUCGGAAUGGAUUACUUGCAUUUGGACUGUUAACUUAUUUAAUUGCGUAUUUUAUUCGAUUGAGCCCCACUACAAAAACUCUUGGAAGAAUCCUGAUAAUUUGUAAUUCGGUAAUUUGGUCUCUAAAGUUAGUGGACUAUCUAUCCGUUCAACAAGGACUUGGACCAUAUAUCAAUAUUGUCGCAGAAAUGAUUCCCACGAUGAUCCCUCUUUGCGUGCUUGUUUUCAUCACUUUGUACGCAUUUGGAUUACUUCGUCAAAGUAUAACAUACCCCUACGAAGAUUGGCACUGGAUUCUUGUCAGAAAUAUUUUCUUACAACCAUAUUUCAUGCUUUACGGAGAAGUUUAUGCAGCUGAAAUUGAUACUUGUGGAGAUGAAAUCUGGCAGACUCACGAAGAUGAGAAUAUUCCGAUUAGCAUGUUAAAUGUUACACAUGAGACAUGUGUUCCCGGUUACUGGAUUGCUCCAGUUGGUCUGACCGUUUUCAUGUUAGCUACCAAUGUCCUUUUGAUGAAUGUAAUGGUUGCCGGAUGUACUUAUAUUUUUGAGAAACAUAUUCAAUCAACUCGUGAAAUCUUUCUAUUUGAGCGAUACGGACAAGUUAUGGAAUAUGAAUCGACACCAUGGCUUCCACCUCCAUUUACAAUCAUUUAUCAUGUCAUUUGGCUGUUCAAGCUAAUCAAGUCCAGUAGUCGGAUGUUCGAGAGAAAAAAUCUUUUUGAUCAAAGUUUGAAACUGUUCCUGUCACCUGAUGAAAUGGAAAAAGUUCAUACAUUUGAAGAGGAAAGUGUAGAAGAUAUGAAACGAGAAACAGAAAAGAAGAAUUUAAGUUCAAAUGACGAAAGAAUUCAUCGAACAGCAGAAAGAACCGAUGCAAUUUUAAAUAGAGUUUCUCAUUUAACCCAAUUGGAAUUCACGCUGAAAGAAGAAAUCAGAGAAUUGGAACAUAAAAUGAAAAAUAUGGAUUCGAGACAUAAAGAACAAAUGAAUUUAAUGUUGGAUAUGAACAAAAAACUAGGGAAGUUUAUUAGUGGAAAGUACAAACGUGGAUCAUUCGGAGGAAGUGGAAGUGAUGGAGGUGGUGGAUCAUCGGAUAACUCCAAAUUAGAACCAAAUAAUAGUGUUCCAAUGAUAACAGUAGAUGGUCCUAGUCCAAUCGGCUCUAGAAGAACAUCGGGACAGUAUCUGAAGAGAGAUUCAUUGCAAGCAAAAAAGAAAAUAACUGAAAAUCGAAGAUCUUCUUUAGAGCAACCAAAGAUUCCAUCAAUUCAGUUCAAUCUCAUGGAAGAUCAAGAUGAAUCAGCUGCUGAGUCAGCAACGGAAGAAGUUUCGAUAAGCAUUCCUGUUCCACAAAUGAGAGUUCGUCAAGUCACAGAAAGUGAUAAGUCUGAUUUAUCGGAAGAUGAUUUGAUCACAAGAGAAGAUGCACCACCUACUAGUAUUAAUUUGCCACGUGGCCCGCGUCGACAUGCUCUCUACUCAACCAUUGCAGAUGCAAUUGAAACUGAAGAUGAUUUUUAUGCUGACAGUCCAGUUCCAAUGCCAAUGACACCAGUUCAGCCAGCGGAUGGGUCUUUUUUUGGGGAAAAUGACUCGAGAUAUCAAAGAGAUGAUAGUGACUAUGAAUAAACAUGAGCCCUAAUAAUUUUUAAUGCUUUUAAUUUAAUUAAAUUUUCUAUUAGUGGGGACUAUUUUGCCAUGUAUAUAAUGAUGAUUUCAAUGACAGAAAUAUAAACUGGUUCUUUUGUC